Molecule: messenger RNA, 519 nt
Organism: Thelazia callipaeda (thelaziosis nematode)
Lineage: Eukaryota; Metazoa; Nematoda; Chromadorea; Rhabditida; Thelaziidae
Source: the annotation of a GenBank genome assembly
AUGUCAUCUGUAUUUGAUAAGAUUUCACCUCGGCAUAAAUUGAAGCUAAUUAUGUGGCUUAUACUGUUGUUCAUCAUUGUCGGCGUAGUGGUUGUGGUGUUGAUAUUCACUAUUUCUAAAAUGCACUCUGUUUCUUCAUCAUCUUUGCAUGUUCCACUUCGUUUAGAGGGUCAUUUUCUGGUCAUCGAAGGACCGUUACUUAAGUUUGAUGGGAGAUUACUACUAAAGAAUUCUGAGCAAUUCACUAUACAUGCAAAUAAAAUACAGCGACAAUUGAAUGUUAUCUAUAGACAAAGUGAAUAUGAAUUAGUAUACAGUGGUUCGGAAGUGACACAAUUCAGAUUCGUACCAGCGAUCCCAGCACUUGAUGUCACUUUCAUAUUGAAAGUACGAUCUGAUGUAGACAUAGAUGUGAUUAACUUUCUUGAUGUUUUGAGAAAUUAUGUUAGAGCUCGAGGAUUUGAUGGAAACACCAUUGAUGACAAAAGUAUCAGCCUAGAAAUUAAACAUUUUCCAUGA